Molecule: messenger RNA, 3333 nt
Organism: Rubroshorea leprosula
Lineage: Eukaryota; Viridiplantae; Streptophyta; Magnoliopsida; Malvales; Dipterocarpaceae
Source: the annotation of a GenBank genome assembly
ACAAAUCCUCUGUUCAUACAUUCAGAGGCGUCUGGAGCCAUGCCACUGAGAAAGAGUAAAGAUAAAGAGCUUCAGCCAGCCCAUGCUGAACAUGCAAAUGACAGUCCACUCCACUCCGAGGGUGAAAAUGAUCCCAUUACUUUUCUUCCAAUGUCACCUUUGGUAGAACGGUCCUAUGAGAAUCUAGUAUUUAAAGAGAAAGAGGCAGAUCGUGAGGGUGACUUUGCUAAGUCAAGUAAUAUGUUUAGAGGGCAAAGACAACACCAAUUGAUGGAGGCUGCUACUCCUGUUGCAGACCAUGGCCAUCAACCUCAGCAUAAGUAUAUUCUGCUAGCUAGGAAAGGAAAUGUGGGUCCUCGUCAUCAACCUUGUCCAAGGGACUUUUUCCAGCCACAAGUUCCUCCAGCCCAGCCGGAACAGCGUGGUCUGCAGAAUCAACCAACUCAAUUCUUCAAUAGAGACCAUGGGCUAGCCUUGAGGCCAUUGGAAAAGAUUGAUAAGGACAUGUUGAGAUUUCCAAACAAAGCGAAGGAGACCAUGGAAGUAGAUGCAGACCCUUUUCCAGCUAUGUCUGUCGGCGUGAGUGUUGCAGAACUCAGGAGUGUUGUCAGAAAUCAUAGUCUGCCUUAUGCUCAAAGGAACCUUGCUGCAGAAGACUUGAGGUGGGUGCUUGAGGCAAAGAGAUCCAGACAUAGCAGGAGCGUCAGGUCACCUUCCAGACGGUGGGAGAAAGUCAGUCAUCCCAAGUUUCCAGCCCAAAAUCCCAGAACCUUGAGGCGCAGACUGCAGCGCAAGAGGGCUGAAGAGCGAAAAAGGCACCAGAAGCAGGUGGAGGCUGAGGGAAGUUCAUCUCGCAGACCACACCAACCUACCAAAAGGAAUAUGAUUUGGGUGAGAAAAGAGAAAAAGGAGGCUGUAACCCAAACUCUACAGAAGAAGGAUGACCAAUCUUCAGCCUCUCCAAAGGUGGCGUCUGUCAUUGUGAGUCCAGACGGAGUUUUGAAAGCAACUUUUGAAGCACAAGAACAGUCUGGGAAUCAUGGAGCUGAAUCAAAAGAAGAUGGCACUAUUCAUUUUGGGGAAUUCUCAGUGAAUUUGUCAUGUCUGGUGCUGACAUUACCCUUGAUUUUCCAAGCCAAGAAAGAGGAGGAACCAAUCGUAUGUGAGUUCCCAGAACAGACUGAAGAAGAGGUAAUUGUUGUUCCAGCUCAGGACGAUGAAGAGGAGGACAUGGCUGACAAAAUUGUGUUUGAAAAACCAGAAGAAAAGAUGGCCAGACACAUUAGGCCACUUUAUAUCAAAGCUCACAUGGAUGGGACUCCAAUCAGCCGUGUCUUGGUGGAUAAUGGAGCUGCAAUCAAUGUCCUUCCAACUUGCAUGCUCUACAAAAUAGGCAAAUCUCUUGCUGAUUUAGUGCAUACUGAGGUUACAAUUAGUGAUUUUACAGGAGGGGUGAAUCAUUCAAGGGGUGUGUUGCCUGUUGAAUUAACAGUGGGAAAUAGGACACCGAUGUCUGCGUUUUUUGUGGUGGAUACUGUUGCUACUUAUAAUGCACUUUUGGGGUGUGAUUGGAUUCAUUCAAGUCGGUGUGUCCCUUCUUCAUUUCACCAGAAACUGAUUUUCUGGAAUGGUGGCAAGGCUGAGGUCGUGUCUGCAGAUGAUAAGCCUUUUUCAGCCAACACUCACCUGGUGGAGGCUAGAUAUUAUGAAGAAGACAUUGUUUUGAAGCAAUUGUCUGGUGAGUACAAAUGUACUAGCCUUGCUUUAGCCCCUUAUUUUGCCUUGGCUGUGCAAUUGCUGGAAGAAUUUGAUGACGUGUCCAUCAGACAUGUGCCCAGAGACCGGAACUAUGAAGCUAAUGAAAUGGCCCAGAUUGCUUCAGGUCUGCGAAUUCCUGAAGGUGUAAUGCAGAAAGUUAUAAUAGUUGAAAAACGCAGUCUGCCAUCAAUUCAUCAACGUGGCAUGACUAUCUCCACUUGCAGCAUUGAUGCUACCCAGACGGACUGGCGCUUUCCAAUUAUUCAGUACUUUAAGGAUCAAAGCACUAAGGUAUCUAGGAAAACCAAAAUGCAAGCUCUCAAUUAUGUUUUGAUUGAGGAUGUACUUUAUAGGAGAGGCCAUAAUGAACUACUGCUGCGUUGUCUGGGUCCAGAUGAAAGUUUCCAGAUGCUGUCUGAUGUUCAUGAUGGGAUUUGUGGUGCACACCAGGCUGGGAUCAAAAUGCGUUGGCUGAUUCGCAGACAUGGCUUCUUCUGGCCGUCUGUCUUAAAAGAUUGUAUUGCUUAUGCUAAGAGCUGCAAAUCUUGUCAGAUCCAUGGGCCACUUCAAAGAGUUCCAGCCUCUGAACUUAACUCUAUUGUGAAACCAUGGCCAUUUCGAGGCUGGGCUAUUGACUUAAUUGGUAAGGUGUAUCCCCCUUCAUCAAAAGGUCAUUCAUUUAUUAUAGUGGCAACGAAUUAUUUUAUCAAAUGGGUGGAGGCUAAACCAAUGAAGAAGGUAGACCAAUCUGAUGUAAUCAAGUUCAUCAAAGAGGACAUUAUUCACAGAUUUGGUCUGCCAGAAACAAUUACAACAGACCAAGGCACAGUUUUUGUCAACCAUCAAGUGGAGGCAUUUGUAAAGGAAAUGGGUUUCCGUCUGUUAAAUUCUACUCCUUAUUAUGCACAAGCUAAUGGGCAGGCGGAGGCCUCUAACAAGGUGGUGAUUAAUUUGCUUGAAAAAAUGGUGGAUGACAAUCCCAGACGCUGGCAUGAAUUAUUGUCUGAAACAUUGUGGGCUUAUAGAACUUCACAAAGGAGUUCAACCAAAAUGACACCUUUUGCCUUGACAUAUGGCCAUGACGCAGUCUUGCCAAUGGAGCUAACAGCCAGGUCUUUAAGGGUGUUGAUUCAACAUAAUCUCCAGUAUGGGGAAUAUGAUGAGGCCAUGAUGCUUGAGCUUGAAGACCUUGAAGACUCACGAUUGACAGCCUUGGAUAGAUUGCAAGCUCAAAAACUCAAAAUUGCAAAAUCUUACAACAAGAGAGUAAAAAGUAAAAAUCUGGCGGUUGGUGACUUGGUCUGGAAAGCAAUUUUACCUCUUGGCAAGAAAGAUCACAGAUUUGGGAAAUGGUCUCCAAAUUGGGAAGGACCAUUUCUAAUUCAUGAAGUGUUGAGAAGGGGUGAUUAUUGGUUGGAGUCACUUGAUGGAGAGCUUCAUCUCAGAAAAAUCAAUGGAAUUUAUCUCAAGCCUUAUUACCCGACAGUCUGGGAGGCAAGAGGCUUAGAGUCCCAAGAAGCUGUCUGAGCCAGGUUCGUACUUUUGUCUAUGCAUAAAUAAGUUGAUUUGCUUUCA